Molecule: messenger RNA, 2271 nt
Organism: Helianthus annuus (common sunflower)
Lineage: Eukaryota; Viridiplantae; Streptophyta; Magnoliopsida; Asterales; Asteraceae
Product: alkaline/neutral invertase E, chloroplastic-like
Exons: 7
Coding region: 283-2100 (605 amino acids)
Biological process (GO): sucrose catabolic process
Cellular component (GO): chloroplast
Molecular function (GO): sucrose alpha-glucosidase activity; endo-alpha-N-acetylgalactosaminidase activity
Source: RefSeq, a predicted model, not a curated record
GUGACAAAUUUGCCCUCACAACUUUAACAGCUAAAUUCUUAAGAGUCCAUAAUAAUAUAAUAUAAUAUUAUUAGUUUAUUAUUAAUAUAAUAUUAUUAGUUUAUUAUGUGUUCAUCAAUCAUCAUCCUAAUUCGGGUAUCCAUUUCGCGAGUAUCCCGAUAAAUCUGCACCCAAUAAACUUCAAUUUCUCCCAAAAGCUAUUCAUAUCACUAGAUUGUUGAUCACGCAAUAGAUUGAAUUCACAAGGUCUCCUGAUUCAGUUUAGUUAUAACUUAUAACUCAAUGGCUGCUACUUCAGAAGCUCUCCUUCAAGUGUUAUGUAGCACAGGCCCUAGCAUAUCUCAUACGCGUUUAUGCCCUAACACGUCCAAGUUCUUGGUUUCGACUAACCAAGGUUUGCGUUUUAGGAGUGAAAAAGUAAAAAUUUCAAGGCAUAAAAGUUACAACGUGAUCUCUGCGUUUCAUCACGGACCAAUCGUUAGUGAUCGUUUUAUGUCUUUAACUUGUAAAUGCCGCAAGAUUGACAGUGUUAGUGAUGCGAUUAGUGAAAAGAACGAUCCGCUUCUUAAAGGCGAUAUAGCUACAAAUGGGAAUGGGACAUUUAGCAGUUCGUUGAAUAUAGGUGGUGUAAACUCCAUAGAGGAAGAAGCGUGGGAAUUAUUACGUGCGUCAAUGGUUUAUUAUUGCGGUAAUCCAGUUGGAACCAUUGCUGCUAAUGAUCCAAGUGAUUCCAGCAUUCUCAACUACGAUCAAGUUUUCAUUCGCGAUUUUAUACCAUCGGGGAUAGCGUUUCUUUUAAAAGGAGAGUAUGAUAUUGUUCGAAACUUUAUCUUACACACCCUUCAGUUGCAGAGUUGGGAGAAAACCAUGGAUUGUCAUAGUCCUGGUCAAGGGUUAAUGCCUGCAAGCUUCAAGGUGCGUACGGUUCCUCUUGAUGGUGAUGAUUCUGCAACCGAAGAUAUUUUGGACCCGGAUUUUGGUGAGGCAGCCAUUGGUCGUGUGGCACCCGUUGAUUCUGGAUUGUGGUGGAUUAUAUUGUUGCGAGCAUAUGGGAAAUGUACUGGGGACCUUUCAGUUCAAGAACGGGUUGACGUUCAAACCGGAAUUAAAAUGAUUCUUAAACUGUGUCUUGCCGAUGGCUUCGACAUGUUUCCAACUCUACUUGUGACCGAUGGUUCUUGCAUGAUCGAUAGACGUAUGGGAAUUCACGGACAUCCAUUAGAAAUUCAGGCACUCUUUUAUUCUGCGUUACUCUGUGCAAGGGAGAUGCUAAUCCGUGAGGAUGCAUCAGCGGACCUAAUUACCGCACUCAACAAUCGACUAGUUGCAUUAUCAUUUCACGUGAGAGAAUACUAUUGGAUUGAUAUGAGAAAACUCAAUGAAAUAUACCGUUACAAAACAGAGGAAUAUUCUUAUGAUGCAGUUAACAAAUUCAAUAUAUACCCGGAUCAAAUUCCACCAUGGUUAGUGGAAUGGAUGCCGAAUAAAGGCGGUUAUAUGAUCGGGAACUUGCAGCCAGCUCAUAUGGAUUUCCGGUUCUUUUCUCUUGGAAAUUUGUGGUCGAUUGUAAGCAGUCUUGCGACAAAUGAUCAAUCACAUGCUAUUUUGGAUCUUUAUGAAGCGAAAUGGGGGGAUCUGGUUGGUGAUAUGCCGUUGAAGAUUUGUUAUCCGGCUCUUGAAGGCCAAGAAUGGAGAAUUAUUACGGGAAGUGAUCCUAAAAACACGCCUUGGUCUUACCAUAAUGGCGGUUCAUGGCCAACUUUACUCUGGCAGCUGACGGUGGCAAGCAUAAAGAUGAAUAGGCCAGAAAUAGCCGAAAACGCAGUGAAGGUUGCUGAGAGGCGCAUAUCAAAGGACAAGUGGGCAGAAUAUUACGAUACGAAAAGAGGGCGAUUCAUCGGGAAACAAGCACGGCUUUUUCAAACAUGGUCAAUCGCGGGAUAUGUUGUUGCUAAACAACUGCUUGAUAAUCCAGAUGCUGCCAAGGUUCUAGUGAAUGUUGAGGAUACGGAGCUGGUUAACGCCUUUUCUUGCAUGAUUAGCGCUAAUCCAAGGAGAAAACGGUCACGCAAAGGGAUUAAUCAAACCUUUAUUAUAUAGGAGUUUUUGUUUGGUUAUGUUUCUUUAUCUUUUUGCAUACUAUUUUUGAGCUUUUUUAUGCAAAGUUAAUUUAUAUGAAGCUAUAGACAUAGUUGCCAAUUUUAAUCUUUGCAUCUUGUAUAUACUUAUGUAUAAUUGAUUUGGUGGGCUUCAAGGGGCCUAUUAGAGUAA